Sphaeramia orbicularis (orbiculate cardinalfish) is the source of this 3585-nucleotide messenger RNA. RefSeq names its product collagen, type IX, alpha 1c (gene col9a1c). Bases 83 to 2923 code for a protein of 946 amino acids. NCBI's taxonomy places the organism in Eukaryota, Metazoa, Chordata, Actinopteri, Kurtiformes, Apogonidae. The record is from RefSeq and is a predicted model, not a curated record. The transcript is spliced from 38 exons. Gene Ontology annotation, cellular component: extracellular matrix.
AUUUCAGAUCUGCUGCUGCUUCUGUUCCUGCGUCUCAUCCCUGUGCACCACAUCGCCAAGCCUGUCCGGAGGGGUGUGAAACAUGGCCUUCCACAGCGCUGAUCUGACCAGAAAACAACCAUGGCAUGUCCUGAUGUCCGUGUACUCACCUGUCUGCUUGGCCCUGCUGUCCCUCCUCCUUGCUCCGGUACUUGGACAACUAGACCUCAACCGAUUGGAUGGAGAUACCGUCUGCCCACCGAUGAGAAGCGGACAAGACGACCUUCCAGGUUUUGAUCUGAUCACCCAGUUCCAGCUGGAUGUGAUCCCUCUGAAAGGUGUGCGUAAAGUGGACGGCUCCACCCCCCUCCAGGUGGCGUACCGCCUCGACCGAGAGGCCAACUUCCAAAUUCCAACCAUGCUGAACUUUCCCCGGGGUUUUCCUGACGAGUACUCCUUCAUGGUGACCUUCCGCAUGAUUAAGAACACAGUGAACAAGGUUUGGAACAUCUGGCAAAUUGUGGAUGAAGAUGGCCAAAAACAAGCCGGGCUACGAUUCAAUGGAGACCAGCAGGCUCUGGAGUACUUCCUGAUGGGUGCUGAUGGCAACCUGCAGACCGUCAUCUUCCCUGGUCUGUCUGUGCUGUUCAACACCAAAUGGCACAAGGUGAUGAUCGGCGUGGAGCGUGAGCAGGUUACCCUAUACGUGGACUGCCAGCCUGUGGAUCGGAAACCCAUUAAAGGCAAAGGCCCUGUCAACACAGAGGGAGACACUCUCAUUGGCAGGCUGGAUGCUGAUCCUGACGCCUCUGUAGUGUUUGAGCUUCAGUGGAUGCUAAUUCACUGCGACCCAAAGAGAGCGCAGAGAGAGAGCUGCAGCGAGCUGCCUGCCACCGAGAUGUAUGCCAAUGCUGAGCCUGACAAAUCAGUCCAAGGCCCUCCAGGUGCCCCUGGCCCUGAAGGCCCCAGAGGGGACCCCGGAGAGGAUGGCAGAGAUGGAAGAGAUGGUCUUCCGGGUUCUCCUGGCAGUCCAGGCAGUCCUGGCAGCAAAGGAGACAAGGGAGAGAUCGGUCUUCCAGGGCAGAGAGGUCUGCCUGGCCUUCCAGGACCCGCUGGUUCUCCAGGUCCUAUGGGUCCCAGAGGACUCGUUGGUGAGAGAGGACUUCCUGGCUUUCCUGGACCAGCAGGUCCUCCUGGCCCAGCAACAGAAGGACCCGCUGGACCACCAGGGAAACCAGGAACCCCAGGAGAUGAAGGAAACAUCGGCCCUGAGGGUCCCCCUGGACCCAGAGGUACAGCUGGUGUAGCAGGGCCUCCUGGCCCUCCUGGUCCCCCAGGGCCUGUGGGACCUCCUGGUGCCAACGCUGAGGGAAGUGGGGAAGCUUGUCCUGCUGCCUGCCCUGCUGGACCUCAGGGACUGCCUGGGCUACCAGGAAUGAAGGGACACAAAGGUUUGGCCGGUGAGCCUGGAAAAGAUGGAAUACCUGGAGACAAGGGAGAGACCGGAGCAGAUGGUCCUCAGGGUCCACCAGGACGCAUGGGAGAUGACGGUCAAAGGGGGCCAAUCGGAUUUCCCGGAAGCCCUGGAGAAAAGGGAGACAAAGGUCCUCCUGGUUUCAAUGGUAUCCCUGGACCCACUGGUCCGCCUGGAGCUCCAGGUGUGGAGGGAAUCCGUGGACGUCAGGGACUGCUGGGGCCUAAGGGUGACGAAGGUGCUGUCGGACCGCAAGGAGAGACAGGAAAGCCUGGGGAAAAAGGAGAAACUGGAGAACCAGGGACAGACGGACUGGAUGGACUUCCUGGAGCUGAUGGGGCCAAGGGAGAGCCUGGUACUCCUGGAGCCUCUGGUAUUCGGGGGAUUGUGGGUAUUCCAGGGCUGCCAGGGAAGCAGGGAGUAGUCGGACCCGCUGGUGCAAAGGGCGACGCUGGUGACGUGGGAGCCAUUGGACCAGUUGGACUUCCCGGAAAAACUGGUGAGACUGGAGCUCCAGGAGAAGAUGGAAAACCAGGAGAUAAAGGAGCUACUGGUGAAACCGGAAAGCAGGGGCCAGUGGGGCCUGCAGGUCCUCCAGGAAUCCAGGGUGACAAAGGAGAUAAAGGUAGCACUGGUGCAAAGGGACUGAAGGGUCAUACGGGACACAAAGGUGAUCAGGGACCCAUGGGACCCAUGGGACCAAAAGGAAGUCUGGGGGACACUGGUAUGGCCGGAGAUCCUGGAGUUAAAGGAGACCAGGGCCCUCCUGGUGUUACUGGACUCAAAGGAGAGCGUGGAGAGAAAGGCAUAAGAGGAGCCACAGGAGCUGAAGGUAGACCAGGUCAGCCAGGCCACGAGGGGUUAGCUGGACCACAGGGUGCCCGAGGGCUGGAGGGAGAACCAGGUCUUCCUGGAGCACCAGGUCCCAGGGGCCUACCUGGUCCAAAGGUGGCCGAUGAACAGCUUCGAGAAAUAUGUGCUGCUGUUGUUGAAGAACAAUUAUCAGAAUUCAAGAAAGAGCUCCUGAAGAAACCAGCACCCAUCGGUGCCCCUGGUACUCCUGGACCAGCAGGCCCUCCCGGAGAGCCUGGACCAGCUGGACCAGCAGGAGCCGCAGGGGCAAUGGGUCCCAAAGGCCCUCCAGGGUUCUUUGGCCUUCCAGGAGCACCGGGUAAAAAAGGGGACGCUGGAGAAAAGGGAGAUAAAGGAGACAAGGGAGAGGACGGCGUCGGAAUUAAAGGAAGCCCAGGUGCACCAGGAGCUCCAGGUGCUGCAGGUGCUCCUGGUAUUGGCAAAGAUGGCAAAGAUGGAGAACGUGGUGAGACGGGGAGCCCUGGCACCCCAGGCGCAUCUGGUCCGAGGGGUCCAUCAGGGCCCCCUGGCCUUUGUGACCCUUCAACCUGUAUAGGCAGAAUUCCACCUCUCUAUAUGGUCAGCGGAAAGAAGUCUGCCAGCUACAAAAAUCCAUGAGACACUGCAGAUGUCAGCAUCCAGUGACCAUGUCUAAGGGUUUCUCACAAGUCCACAUGCUUUAGUCUUGUCUCCACUGGAACCGUGGAUCUCCAAGACACAAAGGGAAACAGAGACAAGGCACAAUUGUAGAAUACUGUAAAGACAAUUUAACUGUAUGUGAUUUUAGUAAGAGCUUAUCUGAUGGGGUGUACUCAAAGAUAGCUGCUACUGAUGCCAAAGUGAUGUACCCAGCUGACGACAGGUCUGCAGCCCAAACCCUCCUCACCCCUGACCUUUAAUGCUGUUCUAUCAGCGAGACAAACCGACCACCUCUAAAACAUUCUAAAGGUACAUCUUUGUAAAUCCCUCUUGCAUGUACUUUUUUAUUCCCUGAAUAAGCUCAUUGAAAAGCAUUCUUCAGCCUCUUCUCUAACGCUGUUGCUCCAAAUAAAGCCUUCUGUCCAACAGAACACUAAACCUGGUCCCAUAACGUCUCCACUGCAUUGAUGAGCCAAUUAGAAAACUAUAGAGGGAAGUCACGCCAAGUGUUUGCUUCCAAAACAAAACAUGUUCAUAUUAUUAUAGUGACAUUUCUGUUCAACUGCAGACCAGAGCUGACGUCUCCAGCAAUAUGUCUUUUACAUUUCCAGAAUGUUUGCCUGAUUGUUUCAUACUAAUGU